Gongylonema pulchrum is the source of this 1341-nucleotide messenger RNA. The record is from the annotation of a GenBank genome assembly. Lineage: Eukaryota; Metazoa; Nematoda; Chromadorea; Rhabditida; Gongylonematidae.
AUGUUUCAGCGUGCUGCUGCCUUGCUGCUUGCGUUGGUGGCGACGCGUGAGGAUGCUCGUAAGAAGUAUCUGCCAGAUCUCGUUAAGUCGUGUGUAGCUGUUAUCGAAGACUGUACGGACACCGGCUCCGAUAGCACCAAGCUUCUUGGCAGCUUGCAUCUUCUUGUUGCGAUUUUAAAAGAAGGAAAACGUGAAGACCUGCUCGUCUUGGUUGAUACCAUACUGAAAGCAUUACAGCGCUCUGCUGUCCUCAGACAUUCGGACCUCGUUGUGAAGAAACAGGCAGUGAAAGUGGCGCAGAGAUUGGGAUUGGUCUUUCUAAGACCAGUGUUUGCCAAAUGGCGCUACGAUCGUGGGCAUCGUUGUCUUGCAACUACCAGCCUUAAAACCGGCACUGAUGAACAAGGACCAGUUGAAUGUGUGAAGACGGAUGAUGACGACACUGCCGAUGAUGAAGACUAUGCUGUUGCACAUGCUGAAUUUGCCAAAUGGCGCUACGAUCGUGGGCAUCGUUGUCUUGCACCUACUGGCCUUAAGGCCGGCACUGAUGAACAAGGACCAGUUGAAUGUGUGAAGACGAAUGAUGACGACACUGCCGAUGAUGAAGACUAUGCUGUUGCACAUGCCGAACUGUGCAUGAAUUUAUCAUUUCGUUUUUUUUUGCAGUUGGAGACAGUGCUGCGGAUGCUGCUUGACGCUCUGCGAGAUUGCGGCACGAAUUUACGAUGGACAAGCGCCAAGGGUAUCGGUCGAAUUGUGUCCCGAUUACCGAAGCAUUUCGCAAAUGAUGUGCUCAACAGUAUCAUUAAAUUUAACUUCGAUCCUCAUUCCGGCAACGCCGCUUGGCAUGGUGGUUGUUUGGCGAUUGCAGAACUCUGCAGGCGUGGCUUUCUCCCGCUCGAAAGACUUACGGAUGUUGUUGGAGUAACCAGAAAGGCUCUUGUGUUUGAAGAGCAACAAGGUCGUUAUUCCGUGGGAGCAAAUGUUCGCGAUGCAGCUUGUUAUAUAUGCUGGUCACUGGCACGAACUCUUCGUCCCUCAGAUUUGAAAGAUUUCAUGGAGCAGAUCGCAACAUCUCUCGUAUGUGCAGCUCUGUUCGAUCGUGAGGUCAAUGUACGAAGAGCAGCAAGUGCGGCGUUUCAAGAGAACGUUGGCCGGCAAGGGACGUUCCCAAACGGCAUCGAGAUACUUACAAAAAUCGACUAUUUUGCAGUGGGCCAGCGUAACAGAACUUAUUUGGAGAUCCCCUCUCAAAUAGUGCAAUAUCGGCUAUAUGUACGGCCGAUCAUCGAGCAUCUGAUAGAUUUCAAGGUUGAUUAUUUUCACCACAAUUUAAAAUAA